This is a messenger RNA of Pectinophora gossypiella (pink bollworm), 5871 nucleotides long. RefSeq names its product peroxidasin-like. Gene Ontology annotation, molecular function: heme binding; peroxidase activity. The coding region runs from base 417 to 3707 and encodes 1096 amino acids. Lineage: Eukaryota; Metazoa; Arthropoda; Insecta; Lepidoptera; Gelechiidae. The record is from RefSeq and is a predicted model, not a curated record. Gene Ontology annotation, biological process: response to oxidative stress. The transcript has 11 exons.
GGCGGCCCGACGCGCACUGACGGUCCCCGCGCGAACACCGCUCUAGUCAUUCCAAAUUCAAAAUCUUUAUUUUUAAUUUUAUUUUUUAAACCCCAAGACUGAUUGCGGCCAGCGAUGGAUUCAGCCUAUUUGACUGACGUGUGACUGUGACUGUGUGACAAAAUGACAGUGACGUGACUUUGACUUGGAUUGACUUGACUUUAUGACUGCACGGGAGAAAGAUAUACAGUGGCAACGAAGGCUUGGAAGGUCGCACUGAAGAAGCUCAGCCGUUCCCAGUCAGCGCCCUCCGCCAAUCAUCGUUGCUCCAGCACUGCCCCUUGAAGGGAGCCCCCAAAUGUCCUCCCGCUUCUAAGAGAUACCGAACUCACGACGGAACCUGCAACAACAUAAAUCGGCCGCGAUGGGGAUCCACGAUGACCCCCGUCCAACGUUUCCUGUCCCCUUCAUACUCCGACGACAUCCAAGCCCCUCGCAGAUCCAUUUUCGGAGCCAAACUCCCUUCAGCGAGGGAGAUCAGCUCGCUAAUUCAUGAAGAUCAGAAUGCUGAAAAUCCUGGUAUAACCCAUCUACUGAUGCAAUGGGGCCAGUUUCUAGACCAUGAUGUGACUUCGUCUUCGCAGUCGAGAGGCUUCAACGGAUCGGUGCCGAGAUGCUGCAAGGAUGGUGGAAGGGAUUUCGUUCCUAAGGAGUUUAUGCACCCAGAAUGCAUGCCGAUCUCGGUACCCCCGUCAGACCCAUUCUACGGCCCUCGCGGCGUACGUUGCCUUGACUUCGUUCGCUCGUCUCCGGCCCCUCGCGAUGAUUGCGCUCUAGGCUGGCGCGAGCAGCUGAACCAGGUGUCGGCUUAUAUUGAUGGCUCCCCGCUGUAUGCCAGCUCUGCCAGGCAGUCUGAUAAGCUGCGGCUGUUUAGGAAUGGUAUGCUCCAAUAUGGUCGAGUUCAGCAACGUCGCCCACUUCUACCCCCGGAGCGUCGAGACGAGCUAUGUCGAGGAGGCGCUGUCUCCACCGACUGCUUCAAGUCAGGGGACGGCCGCGUCAACGAGCAUCCUGGACUGGUGGCCGCGCAUAUCGUUUGGCUGAGGCAGCAUAACAGAAUGGCUCAAGAACUUGCCCAUUUGAACCCUCACUGGAGUGACGAGAAGAUUUAUCAGGAAACCCGCAAAAUUAUUGGCGCGAUGAUUCAGCACAUUACUUACAGAGAAUUCCUGCCAAUCAUCCUUGGUCCAGAUGUAAUGCGUCUCUUUGAGCUGGAGCCACAAAAGAAGGGUUUCUACCGAGGAUACGAUCCUAAAGUCAACCCCAGUCCUGCCAGCUCUUUCGGUUCGGCUGCCUUCAGAUUCGGACACAGCUUAGUCCAACCUUCUAUGAUGCGUUAUGACCGCUUUCAUAGACCAAUUAACAACAAUGUCUCUUUGCAUAACGAACUCACCAAUCCAUCCAAUAUCUGGAGUAUGGGAGCUGUAGAUCGGCUCCUCCUUGGCAUGGUUAACCAACCCAUUCAGAAACGCGACGAAUUCAUAACCGAAGAACUAACCAACCACCUGUUUCAAACACCUUCCUUCGACUUCGGAAUGGAUCUUGCAGCGAUCAACAUUCAAAGAGGGAGGGACCAUGGCAUACCUCCCUAUACAGCAUGGAGGGAACCAUGUGGACUGUCAACUAUAAAGAGUUUCCAAGACUUAUUUAGAGUGAUGCCUGCGAGAGCUGUCAGAAAGCUGCAGACUUUGUACAGACAUGUGGAUGAUAUAGAUCUGUUUACGGGAGGUAUGGCUGAAAGACCCGUAGUAGGCGGACUCGUAGGGCCAACUUUCGCUUGUAUCAUUGCUCAACAAUUCUCUAAUCUUCGAAAGGGAGAUCGGUUUUGGUACGAGAACGGGGGCUUCGAAUCCUCCUUCACACCAGCGCAACUGCAACAAAUUCGAAGGAUCUCGUUUGCCCAAGUCCUCUGCCAUACGUUAGAUACUAUUGACAACAUCCAGCCCUUCGUCUUCCUCUCCCCUGACAACCCUGACAAUGGAAGAAUUUCCUGCCAUAACGGACUACUCAACGACUUCGAUUUGUCCCCUUGGGUAGAAAUCAACUCCGCCCUAAACAAUGACAUUAGCAAAUCUGACGAAAAUGACAUAAAUGCCUCUGACAGACCUAGCACUCAAAGACCUAAAAGAACUAAACCAACGACAUCAAGACCUUCUAGUACGACGAAAAGAAUACAUAAAACAACAACUGCAGCUCCUAAUAAACUUAAUCAAAAGAACCCAUCUCCUAACAACUCGACUGUAAACGACAAACUGACACAUAAACCUAACAAGACUGACUCGACUGUGAAAGACAAAGACUUAUUAACUUUUACUUUGACUACUGACAAAAAUACGACUAAAUCUAACGUGACAGUACAAAAAAUUGACGACAAGUUGGAUUUUAAAAACAAGAGCAGACGUUAUGAAGACAGUGACAAGCUUGGGACAAGGAAUAAUUAUAACAGCGCUACUAAACAGUACGGUAACGACUAUGACGACGAUGAGGAAGUACAAAGCGUACAAUCUGUAGUUAUUAAUAACUUAUCACAUAAAAGACCUUUUAAUAAUCAUAAUAAUAAUAAUAACUACAAUUAUAAUAAUAAUUACAACUAUAAUAACCAUAAAAGGCCAGUAAUAACAGUGACAGAAAACGUUAACAAGUACACUUACUUAAUCAACUACGUUCCUCGACCGACUGAAUCGUGGAGACGAACGACUAGACGGACUUAUGACAGAGACGUUGUUAAGGUGACUUAUCAAACCUACGACGACACUUACCGACGACCUAACAAACCACAUUACUAUAACAAACACGACGAAUAUGACCAGAACUAUAACCCUUACAGACGAGAUGGACCUACCUCUAACGACAAAGACAGUUUCCAAUCGUCAGCCAGAUCAAAUGACGAGACAAUCACGACGCCUAGGACAAAGCCGACUAUUGACAAAUCUGACAAAAUUGACAAUCCCAACCCCACGACUGAAAACUUGUACAAACUUGUGACUUUUGGGUACGUAGGGACUUACAAGGGCACUGACAUAACUAAAGACGACGUGACUAAACCUGACAUGACUGAUAAACAUGAUACGAUUAGUAAAGACUUCUCGACUUAUGACACUAGACAUGACAAUGAUGGCGACAAGGCCAAGACUAAGCUUUCAACGUUUUUCCUUUACGAGACCGCGACUAAACCUUACAGUAACAUACAGCGACCGACUAGACGACAUGACGAGGACACUGCUAGCAACCCUGCUACCAGAACCAAGUAUUAUUACAUCAAAAAUGUUUUACACAAAGUCACUGACUCGACCGGACCUAUUACUGAAAAGGACAUACUUAGAGAAAACUACAACAACCCAGGAUUACCAACUGAGAACAUAGAAGAAAGAUCUUCGGCUGACAAACUGGCGUUUUUAGAGGAAGCUGAGAAGGCUGCGCACCCUGAAAGGCAGAAGGUGAAGAUAAAGAAGCCAGCUAGUCCUGGUAAAACGCCAUCUGUGGCCUUUCAAAUUAUACCGAGUGAAAAUGCUCCGUCGCAAUGGGCAGUGUACGAAGAGAAGGCAGACUUGCCGGAGAGCUUCCCAAAUCGGAUGCCGCCCAUCAAGAUAGACCCCCACGCGUUGAAGGAGCUACCCAGACCCAUGGUCUUCGGCAGCCUGAGAAGAAUUCGACCCUGGAGGUUUUGAUGCAGUCGAACAACUAUAGGACAAUGUGUAAAGAAGCAUUUAGUUUUCAUAUUUUGAUAGCUAGACAAAUCAAACCGACUACUUUUCGACUUGAAGAGACUAUGACAUAAUUGUAAAGAUAAACCUACUUGUAACAAGUUUCUUGUGACAUGACUGACUGACUGGAAUGACUUUACGUAUUUCGUCAAUUUCAACCAACAUUUUUUAAUUAAUUAUACUUCAAUGAUUUCGAACGUGACUUGAAUCGACAUUCUUACAAAACUGACUUGAAAACUGCAACGAUACUUGAGUUUUACUAAGAAGCGCUGGUGGAAUCUUCCAGUGCCUUGGACAGAUUUGACGAACUUAUAUAUGACAUUCUAAUACAUGUACCUUAGCACGACAUCAUGACAUGAAGACUUAUGACUUAACAUACUUGACUGAAGGAGAGAGAAUACGACUCAUUAGACUGAUGACUAGAUAUUACUAUGACUGAAACAACAAUGACUAAGUUACAUCGACUAUACUACUGAGACACUCAACGAAUAUUCGACUAUCAACUACCUGGGGCCUGUUUCAUUACAUGUAAAUUACAACAAGUUGAUGUUCAUUACGUAGCUAAUAUGAAACUGCAAAAUAUUCGUGAUGUACAUCUCCGCAAUGUACAUAAAAUUGUCUUUGUAUUUUACAAUUGUAAGUUUUAUGAAACAGGCAGACUGUGACUAUGGUAAACAGUGGCGGCCCUAGGGUGGUGCCAGCGGUGCGAUCGCAACGAGCACGUUUUAGGAGGGCCAAAAUCAACGAAGGACUGGCAGCCCCGUAUCUACUGGGGAGUAACUGGAUUGAGCACACGUGCACUGAAUUAGACCUCUUAGUGGCCACAUAAAACUCUUACAUUUAAGUGGUCGUAAACAUUCUACUUCUUCUGUCGUUGGGGUUGUGAGGUGAAUUACCAACCCCAUCAACCCUGGUGUCAGGGUUACUAUUGAGCCGCCAAGGGCCUCUGACAUGGCUCAUGUAACAACUACUUACAUCAGUAAGUAGUAACCGGGACGCCUUAACGUGCUUUCCGAAGCACGGAUCAUCUUACUUUUUGGACAAUCAGGUGAUCAGCCUGUUUCGAUUGCGAAAUAAACUGUAUUUUGAGUCUCGCACCAUAUAAAAAAUUUGCUAGGGCCGCCACUGAUGAUAAACACCUUAUAAGAAUGACGACUUACAACUUUUGACUGACACUAGUUGACACAACAGAAUACUUGACAUUACAAUGACUUGAUUUGACACAGACAAUGGUGCCGACUCGAACAACCACCAACUUAAUUUGACAGGACAUCAACUGGCUCUAUUUCUUUCUUAUACCUGCAAUAGGUGAAGGACGGCACUAGUUUAAGAGCUAUCAAACUAAGUUUGUGUCUCCUAGAAUAGACACUAUUGUAUGUAUGACUACUUUGACGAUGACAAUAUAACAUAAUGAUAAGUAGAUAUAACUGACAGAGAUUAGGUAUGACCCCUAGACAUUUUAGAAUCUGACUGACAAUAAAACAUACAUCCCAAAUUAAUAUAAAAUGUACUUGCUGCUUAUAAUGCCAGUUGCGCCAUUGUUUUUUAUUAUCAUAUAUGAAUCACGCCUAUAACCUCUCCUGGGGCGAGCAGAGCCGUUGUCAGAUUAUAAUGCUCAAGUAGUGUUUCAAAUAUGCAAAAUUUUAUACAUGCAUUUUUUAUUAUCCUGGGUUUUAUGUAUCAUUAUGUAAGUAGUAGUAAUCCUAUUUAGUUCAUAUCUGAUAAGAGAUUUAAAUCUGACUUGACAAGACACUCACUGAAACUCAAAAGAUAAACAUUUGGCUCAUAAGCAAUUUGUUGAAGAAUGCUUCAAAGGAAUCACUCUCAUUUAACGUAUUUAUUACGACGUACCACCGAAAAUACGUAAUUAAGUACCAUCUAAUAAAAUUUAAUUUAAAGACUUACUUGAAAAAAAAAACAUUUGACUGACUAUGACUCAUUUAUAACUUAUUGAUCUAGUAUUAAGGAAGAAAAUGCAAGUUAUACAAAAUAUAUAAUUUAUUAAGUCAGGUAUAACUGGUUUUUCAAAUGCAUUCUUAUAUAAUAAAACAAUGCUGUUCAAAAUUGUUUACAACAAACAAAUAUAAGUAUGAUGUAGAAUAUUGUGAAUAUACAAAUUUAAAUAUUA